AUGCGGGACAUAAAACUCGACCCUUCUCUUCUCGCCCACCUGGCCGGCAAAACCGCCAUCUUGACUGGUGGCGCCGGAGGAAUUGGGGCCACGACUGCAAAACUACUCCUAGACCAUGGCGCGAACGUGGUAAUAGCAGACCUGGAGAAUACACGGCCCAUGGUCGAGACAAUGUUCAAAGACCUCCCUGAUUCUACCCAUGGACGACUCCAUUUCGUCGCGACGAAUAUCGUAAAGUGGGACCAAAUGACAGCACUCUUCCAGUCCGCCAGAGCCAGAUUCGGGCCUAUACACCUGGUAAUCGCCAACGCAGGAGUCAUGGAAACCGAGCCGGUCCUGGACAUGGACGAUCUCGACGAACACGGAAACCUGAAACAGUCCGAGGCAUUUUCCAGCGUCAUCGAUAUAAACGUCAAAGGCACAAUGAACUGCCUCCGCCAGGCACUAUUCAGCAUGAAGACCAACGAACCAUGCUACCAUGAUGGAUCGCGCGGCGCAUUGGUCCUUGUAAGCUCGAUUUCGGGCUACUUUGGUGGUACGGGUGUUUCUGGGUAUAUUACCUCCAAGCAUGCGGUUACAGGGAUGCUGCGUGGAUCUCAGCUUGCUGCGAGGAAGUAUGGUAUUCGAAUGAAUGCUGUUGCGCCUUUCGUUACUCCUACAGCCAUGGCGGGUGGAUUUUCAGAGGCGUGGCGAGAUAAAGGUCUGCCGAUUAAUACGACCGAUGGCGUUGCUAGGGCUAUCUUGACGCUGGCAGUUAACUCGGAGGAAAAUGGGUCUUGUUAUAUGAUUUCGGGUUCCAUUCUUCGAGAGGCGGAGCAUACUCAGAAGCCCUUACUGGCGGAAUGGCUGGGAGAGGAUCUAGCAAAGGUAUUCGGGGAUGCGAAUGACUUUUUUAAGUGUCAGGGGGGGUAUAAAUUGCCAAAGCGAGUCGAGGGUAGUUUAUAG
Aspergillus versicolor CBS 583.65 is the source of this 945-nucleotide messenger RNA. Its product is annotated as SDR family NAD(P)-dependent oxidoreductase. The coding region runs from base 1 to 945 and encodes 314 amino acids. Lineage: Eukaryota; Fungi; Ascomycota; Eurotiomycetes; Eurotiales; Aspergillaceae. The transcript has 2 exons. The record is from RefSeq and is a predicted model, not a curated record.